This is a messenger RNA of Rhinichthys klamathensis goyatoka, 1825 nucleotides long. RefSeq names its product cholinergic receptor, nicotinic, alpha 2b (neuronal) (gene chrna2b). Gene Ontology annotation, biological process: regulation of membrane potential; signal transduction; nervous system process. NCBI's taxonomy places the organism in Eukaryota, Metazoa, Chordata, Actinopteri, Cypriniformes, Leuciscidae. The transcript is spliced from 6 exons. Bases 137 to 1795 code for a protein of 552 amino acids. The record is from RefSeq and is a predicted model, not a curated record. Gene Ontology annotation, cellular component: synapse; neuron projection; postsynaptic membrane. Gene Ontology annotation, molecular function: transmembrane signaling receptor activity; acetylcholine-gated monoatomic cation-selective channel activity.
GAGAGGAGAUCAUCUCACCCUAAAUAGCCUACAACCACCAGCCCCAGAUGUAGAAUGAGAAUGACAACACAACAGAAAACACAGAAGCCAUGAGAAAAACUGAAUUAUACGGAAACUGUCGCGUGGAAUUGGCUGUAUGAUGGAGCGCUUUGAGAAGCCGCGGUUCUUCCUGCGGAUUACUCUUCUCUUCACUAUCCUAUGUGAGUCAAUUUCUUGUUGUGAGAGGACUCACUCACAUGCUGAAGAUGAUCUCUUCAAAAAGCUCUUUGAUGGCUACAACAAGUGGUCAAGGCCUGUACCAAACACCUCUGAUGUUGUCAUCGUCAAGUUCGGUUUAUCUAUCGCCCAGCUGAUUGAUGUGGAUGAGAAGAAUCAGAUGAUGACAACAAAUGUCUGGCUAAAGCAGGAGUGGAAUGACUAUAAACUACGCUGGAAGCCUUCAGACUAUGACAAUGUGACUUCUAUCAGGGUUCCGUCUGAACUUAUCUGGGUCCCGGAUAUAGUCUUGUACAACAAUGCAGACGGGGAGUUUGCAGUGACCCACAUGACCAAAGCCCACCUCUUCCACACAGGUAAAGUGCGCUGGGUUCCACCUGCCAUCUACAAGAGCUCAUGCAGCAUCGAUGUCACCUUCUUCCCCUUUGACCAGCAGAACUGCAAGAUGAAAUUCGGCUCGUGGACUUACGACAAAGCCAAGAUCGACCUGGAGCGCACCGAGAACACGGUGGACUUGAAAGAUUACUGGGAGAGCGGCGAGUGGGCCAUCAUCAAUGCUGUUGGCACCUACAACACCAAGAAGUAUGACUGCUGCCAUGAGAUCUACCCAGACAUUACCUACUUCUUCAUCAUUCGCCGUCUCCCGCUCUUCUACACCAUCAACCUCAUCAUUCCCUGCCUGCUCAUCUCCUGCCUAACUGUGCUGGUUUUCUACCUCCCGUCAGACUGCGGUGAGAAGAUCACACUGUGUAUCUCAGUCCUCCUCUCGCUCACUGUCUUCCUGCUGCUCAUCACAGAAAUCAUCCCGUCCACCUCGCUCGUGAUCCCGCUCAUCGGCGAAUAUCUGCUCUUCACUAUGAUCUUCGUCACCCUGUCCAUCGUUAUCACCGUCUUCGUGCUUAACGUCCAUCACCGCUCGCCCAGCACUCAUAAGAUGCCCCAUUGGGUUCACUCGGUCUUCUUGGAUUUGAUCCCACGGUGGCUGUUUAUGCGCAGACCUGCACCGGACAGCCGUCGCAGGCAGAAACUCCUCCUCCUGCAGCGGCAGGGCCAAGGAAUGACGUCCCGGGUGCUUGGACCGGCAAACUCAACCCUCAGUACGUCUACUAGCUGGUUCAGAGGGGAGAACUCUGGGGAGGAGUCCCGCAGGCGCUACUGUUAUAAGGACUUAGAACUGGGGACGCUCUCCUCCGCGAUCUCACUGUCACUCCAAACUGCUUCGCCCUGCCCUCUUGGCUCAACUCCACCUACUCUACAGAAUUUCGGUCCUUCCCCUAGACUGGAGAUGGGCGUGGCUUCCAGGCAGCCCAGUGGAAGAGCUACUGUCACGAAGCGGCCUGACAACCUGAUAGCAGACAAGCCAGGGUUUCCUCUGUCCCCCAGUGUCCUGCAAGCUCUGGAGGGGGUCCACUACAUAGCAGACCACCUGAGAGCAGAAGACGCUGACUUUAGUGUAAAAGAGGACUGGAAGUAUGUUGCUAUGGUAAUAGACAGAAUCUUCUUAUGGAUGUUCAUCAUAGUGUGUUUGCUGGGCACAAUCGGGCUGUUUCUCCCGCCCUGGCUCGCAGGCAUGAUCUAGAAAACACUCCAGUGAGUACAUAUGAACAAU